AUGGUAUUCGCAGAGCACGAGCGAAAACGUCUCUUCAACGCAGUAGAUGAGAAGUCCACUAAGCUUGAGGCAAGAAUUCUCGAGCUCGAGAACAGAGUCAAGAAAGAUACCAAGAAAGAAGCAGAGGACCAGGGAGAGAGAGGCCAAGGAAAACAGCCCAUGACGCAGAGGGACUGCGAAGCCAUAGACCUGUGGCGUUCGAUGAGUUCCCUCAAGAAUGGGCUCGAGAGUCUGCAUACGGAGCUCGGUUCUAUGAGGGAACAUCUUCAUGCGAUGCCGACAUCCCUUCCAAAGCCCGAUGAGGACUCAGAGGACCGUCGAAGGACAGGUCAAAGGCCUGACGUAUAUAUCGAUGCCAGACUGAAGGAGAUGAUGGCCGAGUUUCGAAGCAAAAUCCGUAGUUGCGAGGGUCUUCUUGGCAGCAUGACACUGGCAACUCAGAUGGAGUGGAACUACUAUACAAGGCGUGAUGCGCAAGUUAAUUUCAGUAUUGCUACGGCGACGAGGAUGGACGGCAGUCAGAUGAAGCAAAUCUCACUAUUGGGCAUGAUCUUCCUGCCUGGCACAUUCCUCGCGACUUUCUUUUCCAUGACUUUCUUCAGCUGGAUACCAGACGGCAGUGCUCAGAAGAUCUCUCCGUGGCUUGCUCUCUAUGCAGGGCUCACGUUCCUGCUGACAUCAGGGACCGUGUUUUGGUUCAGAUAUUGGUCGACGAUCCAAUUAGAAGACGCAAGGAAAAGCGUCCAGGAAGACCUGGACAAGGAUAGGGAGAUAAGUCUAUUCCCGAGGCUGAGUUGGCGGACCUCUUCAUCUUCUAUUGACACAAAAGACCCCGAGAAGGGCUCGGUGUAA
Molecule: messenger RNA, 852 nt
Organism: Diaporthe citri
Lineage: Eukaryota; Fungi; Ascomycota; Sordariomycetes; Diaporthales; Diaporthaceae
Exons: 3
Coding region: 1-852 (283 amino acids)
Source: RefSeq, a predicted model, not a curated record